AUGACCAGCGGCAGGGAGCUGUACAUGUUUGACGGGUACGUUUUCUGCUUCGCGAAUAGCGCCAAAGACGUUACCUUCGCCCAAUCUCAAAGAGGUGGUCGUCUCCUCAUAUUCAAGGGUUACUCCUACAGUCUACAGAAGUUCAACAACAACAUCGGCCAAUGGAGAUGCACCAUGGUCCAGCCAGGCACGGCUAAGAGGUGUACUGCCAAGCUGUUCACAGGAGAGGACUUCCAGGUACUUGACGACUGCGGCGAGUUCAUCUGGACCAACAGGGGCGGCAAGCACCCUCUGCUCCUGUUCUCGGGGUACACGUACAGCUACCAGAAGGAGAACGCCCUGGGCCGGAUCUCCUGGUACUGCUCCAGGAGGCUGAAGGGCUGCCGAGCGUCGGCCGUGAGCUACGGAACCCGCGUGUUCGCUUACAAGCCUCAUGACCACCCGCCGCCCAAGAUCACUAUGGGCACAACAGAGGCUCAGAAAGAAGCUGAUCUUCAAAUAUUAUCGGUUUACACAAAAACUGAGACGAAACAUUGAUGAUAUCCUUUAUUAAGCAUAUAUUAAUUAAUGUACCUAUUGGUAAUGCUAGAAAAUCUUAAUUUAAUUUUAUACUAACAUUCUACCGCUAUACGUGAAGGCUAAAAGUAAAAAACAAAAACGGAGACGAGGGCCAAAAACUAUUUGCUGAUUUUUCCCAAAUCAUUAAUGUUUUCACGAUACCCUCGGAAUAAAUAUGGUAGUUAAAACACUUGGCUGAAGUAUUUUUAUUGUACAAAUUUAUUAUAUAUGUACAAAUUUGUUUUUAUAAAUGAAAUUUUAAGCAAUAUUAUAAUAUGCGAUAUGUAAUGUUACCUAUUGUAGCAUACCAGAUUUUUUGUUUGUUUUGCAUUCAAUAAUUGGUCUAACAAUUUUUUUAGUAAACUAUUUAUUGAUAUCCCCUUUUUUUCGAAAUAUCAACAAUUUAUAUAGUUAAACUAAAGUGUUUUACACGGGUAUAAUGCUGAAAUGGCUCUUCUUUUUUGACAAGAGACCAUACUAUAAACAGUAAGCCAUGACAUCGACAAUUAUAUCUUUUAAAUUUAAUUUAUUUAAAUAAAAUUAGAAGUAUAUAUUAUAUUAUAAAUAAGAUUAACAUUAGCUCCUUCUAGAUAUCAUUAUAAUAAGUAACAAUCUUUCCUCUAUAGUUCUUGUUAUCAUCGCUGAGGUAGUUUAACAGGCCAAUUCUAAAUACCUAUACUGAUACCAUUAAUUCAUUAGGACAUCUGAAGAAUGUCAUUCGGAUAUAGUGCAUUUCGCUUGUUCACCCGUAGCUGUAUGGGCGCGGGCGAAAUGUACGAUGACUGAAUGACAUAUUUCGGAUAUCGUUCUGAUGUCGGCGUAAGUUUGAAUUGACCUGCUUGUAGUUCCUAUAAUAUAAGCAUUUAUUUGAAUUGUUCCUAGUUAAUUGAAUGUAGGUUAUGUACGAUAUAUUUAUACGUUGCCUACAUUAAAUUAUUAUUCCGAAAACAUUAAAUUAUUAUUCCGAUAUGAUA
Messenger RNA from Leguminivora glycinivorella, 1532 nucleotides. RefSeq lists its product as uncharacterized. The transcript has 4 exons. Lineage: Eukaryota; Metazoa; Arthropoda; Insecta; Lepidoptera; Tortricidae. Bases 1 to 537 code for a protein of 178 amino acids. The record is from RefSeq and is a predicted model, not a curated record.